AUAACAAAAUUCUUUACAAAAUUAUAAGAUAAUGAGAUUAAAAAUGACAAGUUCCUUCCACUUUUCCAAAUCCACCCAAACCCGAAACCAAUUUCAACUCGUUGCUCCUCGUCUUCAACCGCCUCCCCUCGCCGCGCUCUUCCUGUGCCUCCGCUCCCUCGCCGCCUCCGACUAAGCUCCGAGAGGUGCGUCAGAUCUUGGAGUUCGUGGACGCGAUCGGUGAGAAGGUUGUGCAUUAUUACAGGACGGCAAUGUGGCCUGGUGUGAUGCUUCCGAUCACGAGUUCACCUUGUUAGUUAGGAUUUCUCGGAAGUGAGACGAGGAGGAAUUGAAUGGAGAAUCGGAAGACUUCGGCGUAUUACGAGAACAGAGCGGUGCAGUUCGGGGUAGUGAGCACCGAGUGGCUCGCUCAGGCUCAGUCCGCCACAGUCCACCGUUCCCCUUCUCCUCCUCCGCCUCUUCCUCCUCCCCACAAUGACGCCGACAAACCCUUCUCCGUCAUCCAGGAGUUCGACAGCUGGCGCAAGCACCCCGAUUUGGCGGAGGCCGUCGCCGCCAUUCGCGCCUUGGCCGCCGUCAUCCGCUCCAGCAAGGCUACCACCAUGAUGCAGCUCGAAAUCCAACUCAAAAGCGCCUCCGAUUCCCUCAAAUGUUGGGAUACAACCUCGAUCUCCUUAACCGCCGCCUGCGAUCUCUUCAUGCGAUACGUCACCAGGACUUCCGCUCUCGAGUACGAAGACUUCAAUUCCGCCAAGUCUCGCUUGCUCGAACGCGCCGAUAAGUUCGGCGAAAUCUCCUUCAAGGCUCGCGAAAUCAUUGCAAUGCUGAGCCAGGAUUUUGUAUUCGACGGUUGCACAAUUCUUGUUCACGGUUUCUCCAGAGUCGUACUUCAGAUUCUCAAACUCGCCGCACAGAAUAACAAGCUCUUUAGAGUCUUGUGCACAGAGGGGAGACCGGAUAGAACGGGUUUGCGGUUGUCCAAUGAGCUGGCGAAGCUUGAUGUGCCUGUGAAGCUUGUUAUAGACUCUGCAGUGGCUUAUACUAUGGAUGAGGUUGACAUGGUCUUUGUUGGGGCAGAUGGCGUUGUUGAAAGUGGUGGUAUAAUUAACAUGAUGGGGACUUACCAAAUUGCAAUGGUGGCUAAGAGUAUGAACAAGCCAGUUUAUGUGGCUGCUGAAAGCUACAAGUUUGCUCGAUUUUACCCUCUGGAUCAAAAAGAUUUGGCCCCUGCCUUACGCCCUGUUGAUUUUGGUGUGCCUGUUCCAUCCAAGGUUGAGGUUGAAUGUUCUGCGCGGGAUUAUACUCCUCCUCAGUAUCUCACUCUACUUUUCACUGAUUUAGGUGUUCUUACUCCAUCAGUUGUUAGUGAUGAACUCAUCCAGCUAUACCUGUAGCUAUUCCUGUAUAAUUAUCUCUCGAUUCUUUUAAAUUGUUGGCCUCACUUUAAUAUUGUGUUUCAUGAAAUAAUUUUGUAACAAGACAUGGAUUAGCAUGUUCAGUGUAACCAAGGAUCUGUGAUUCACUUCAGACACCUAAUAAAUUAGUCUAAAUAGUUUA
This is a messenger RNA of Vigna unguiculata (cowpea), 1557 nucleotides long. RefSeq lists its product as uncharacterized. The record is from RefSeq and is a predicted model, not a curated record. Lineage: Eukaryota; Viridiplantae; Streptophyta; Magnoliopsida; Fabales; Fabaceae. Gene Ontology annotation, molecular function: translation initiation factor activity; guanyl-nucleotide exchange factor activity. Gene Ontology annotation, cellular component: eukaryotic translation initiation factor 2B complex. Gene Ontology annotation, biological process: translational initiation.